AUGACAAAAGAAGAAUUUCCCGCCCUCUUCCCAGGAGGCAGCUCCUUUUUGAAACGAGGGCCUCGCGUGCCUUCAGCGCCGCAGCCAAUCGCCUCCCGGGAAGGAGGGGCGAUCCGGCCAAUCACAGCGUGCCCUGGCGCCUGGCGGUUGAGAGUGGCACGCGAGGCAGUUGGCGGAGGAGCAAUGUCUGACUGGGAAGACGACGAGGGCGGCGAGGUGGCGCCCCGCGGGCAGCCCUCCUUGGCCGAGUGGCGCCCGAGGGCCACGACGGCCCCCCGCGAGGACCACGAGGGGAGGGGCAGAGGCGGCUACCGGGCCGGGAGGGGGGGGCCGUGGACUGCGUCGAGAGGAGGAGACCCCGCGGGAGCGCCGCUCUGCUUCCACCUGGACAACGCCCUCGUCGGCGCCCUCAUAGGCCGAGGUGGAUCUAGAAUUAAAGAGCUUGAGGAUUCAUCAGGUUGUAAAAUAAAGGUUAUGCGGGGAGAUUAUGAAGCUGAAGUAAAGGUAUUUGGUGAUAACGAUAAGAAAAGGAAAGCCAAAAUGCUGAUUGAUGAUCUUAUAGAUAGAGCUAAACAAAGCAGUGCAGGAGAAAUGUGUGUUAAAGAUUCUUUCAAACAUCAGCAAGAUGGAAGAACUUACCAUAAUGAAAACUGUUCUGGAACUUUAAAUCUUAAACAGUCUAUUAACUGGACCUCUCUUCGAGAAAAUAAAGCAAAAUAUGAAGCUAUGAAAUGGGCUGAUCUUCCUCCACUUGAAAAAUGUUUUUAUAAAGAAUCACCAAAAAUUGCAUCUAUGUCACAAGAAGAAGCCGAUAGUUGGAGAAAAGAAAACAAUAAUAUAACUUGUGAUGACCUGAAAGAGGGUGAAAAGCGUUGCAUUCCCAAUCCCAUCUGUAAAUUUGAAGAUGCUUUUAAGCAUUAUUCUGAUAUCAUGGCAAAUAUAAGGAAAAACGGGUUUCUGAAGCCUACUCCAAUUCAGGCACAAGCUUGGCCAAUCAUACUUCAAGGAUAUGAUUUAAUUGGAAUAGCACAGACGGGGACUGGAAAGACAUUGGCUUAUCUCAUGCCUGGAUUCAUACAUUUGGAUUUACAACCAAUACCUAGAGAAAAACGUGGCGGACCUGGUAUGUUGGUUCUUAUUCCCACUCGAGAAUUGGCUCUUCAGGUUGAAGCAGAGUGCUCAAAAUAUUCUUAUAAAGGAAUUAAAAGUAUUUGCAUAUAUGGUGGAGGAGAUCGGAGAGGGCAGAUCAACGUUGUAUCCAAAGGUGUGGAUAUUGUUAUUGCUACUCCUGGUAGAUUGAAUGACCUUCAAAUGAACAACUUCAUAAAUCUGAGAAGCAUUACAUACUUGGUGUUAGAUGAAGCUGACAGAAUGCUAGAUAUGGGAUUUGAACCUCAAAUAAUGAAGAUUUUAUUAGACAUACGUCCUGACAGGCAAACAGUUAUGACCAGUGCUACAUGGCCAGAUGGUGUCCGACGUCUUGCAAAAUCAUAUUUAAAAGAUCCUAUGAUUGUAUAUGUUGGUACUCUUGAUUUAGCGGCUGUAAAUACAGUUGAGCAGAGGGUGGUUGUUAUUCCAGAAGAAGAAAAAAGAGCUUUCACACGUUUCUUCAUUGACAGUAUGAAGUCUGAAGACAAAGUCAUCAUUUUUGUGGGCAAGAAACUUACUGCUGAUGACCUAUCAAGUGAUUUCAGUCUUCAGGGAAUACCUGUUCAGUCAUUACAUAGCAAUAGAGAACAAUGUGAUCGUGAACAGGCCUUAGAGGACUUCAGGCAAGGUAGAGUUCGUAUCCUAGUAGCAACUGAUCUAGCUUCCCGUGGGCUUGAUGUACAAGAUAUCACUCAUGUUUUUAAUUUUGAUUUCCCUCGCAAUAUUGAAGAGUAUGUUCACAGAGUUGGUCGUACUGGUCGAGCAGGACGCACAGGAGAAGCUGUUACACUUGUGACAAGGAAUGACUGGCGGGUUGCAUCUGAAUUGAUUGAAAUUCUAGAAAGAGGAAACCAGAUUCAGGAACCGAACCACUGGAUAUGGUGGACCAACUGAAUUCAAAGUUGAUUAUGAAUUUAGCAGAACUUCUGCCUUCACCUGAGCACUGAAUAAGACAGGAAGUGCUUUUGAAAAAAUAGCUACACUUGUACAUAGUAAGUUAGAACUGUCACCUUCUUCUGGUUUAUUGUGAAUGAGCAGAGUGUUAUUGCAGACAGCUUAUUCUCUUUCACUAACACAAGACAGGUAGCAAACCAGAAGUGGGAAGGCAUAGGAUGUGAAAUCCUGAUUUCUAGGUUUAUUGUUGACCAACAAGCCACAACUCAAAACAAUUACAAAUAGGGGUUAACUGCUGGCUUACACAGCAAACACAAAUCAUGAUCCUCAACUUAAGUGAUCAUGUAAAGCUUUGUUUCUGAUUUGUCCCACCCAUGACCAAUCGGGUGGCUCACCCUACUUACCAGCCUGCACUUAUCCUUAUCGCUUAACUACACAACUUGGGGAUGAUGGGAGUUGCACCCAAGCAAAAAAAAACCUCCAAUCCGAGGAGCAGACCCUCAACUUUCACCCCGCCAGAUCUCGGGGUAAUGGGAGUUACAGCCAGCCAGAUCUGAACCUGAUGAGAGUUGCAGCCUGUGAGGAGGUCUUGGACAGGUGGGAGUUGCACCCCAUCAGCUGUAUGAUUUUAUAAAUAGUCCCAUUAUAUGGUUAUGCAUUUUCUAAUGAGACCAUUAAUAAAAUCCAAACCCAAACAAUAACAAUUUUUAAUAAAUAGCAUUACAAAAUUACUAACCCGGGCAACGCGGGUUACCUAUGCUAGCAUCUAACAGUUUCUCUGCCACAGUUUGUAUUCUGCUUUAAAGCCAUGAACUCCACUUCCAGUCUUGGCAUAUAUCUUUUUAAGCACUUCUGGCAUGUGCAUUUCCCAUAUGUCCUUUUAGCCUCUAUCUUAAUCAUGUCUAGCUCUUUGGCAUGGAGAUAAAAAUCAGGGCGGAAUAGUUUAGGUCAGUGGUUCUCAACAGGUGUUUUGGCUUACAACUCCCAGAAAUCCCAGCCAAUUUACCAGCUGUUGGGAUUUCUGGGAGUUGAAGGCCAAAACAUCUGGGGACCCAUAGGUUGGGACCCACAGGUUUAGGUGGCUAUAUGUCCCUGGGGGUAAUGGUUAGAUACUAACCUGCAGCAUUUCUCUCCCUUGAUUUCACAACACGUCUUUGUUUGACCAUGAUUUUGAAGCAGCAUCUUCUCAAUGUUUGAGAAAGAAAGUCGCCAGGUAUUUUCUAGGUUUUUUAAAAAAUGAAAUACUUAUUUCAGACUUUAUCAGAAGUAUUUUGUAAAAUAUUUGACAAAACUUUUUUUUUCUUUUGGUAUGUAUGUACUUAUGUCAGUGAGGGUCUCAUUAUCAUGAUUGAGCUGUUUCUACCCUGAAUAUUUUUAUACAUUUCUUUAAUAAGGAAUAGAAGGAA
Molecule: messenger RNA, 3449 nt
Organism: Anolis carolinensis (green anole)
Lineage: Eukaryota; Metazoa; Chordata; Lepidosauria; Squamata; Anolidae
Gene: ddx43
Product: DEAD-box helicase 43
Exons: 16
Coding region: 1-2043 (680 amino acids)
Molecular function (GO): RNA helicase activity; RNA binding; ATP binding
Source: RefSeq, a predicted model, not a curated record